Messenger RNA from Rotaria sp. Silwood1, 372 nucleotides. NCBI's taxonomy places the organism in Eukaryota, Metazoa, Rotifera, Eurotatoria, Philodinida, Philodinidae. The record is from the annotation of a GenBank genome assembly.
AUGCGGCGCUUAGCUAAAUCAGGUCAGUUAAUUGGUGCUGGUUGUCAAUUAAUUACAAUGGUUUGUUUACAACUUACUUUUGUUGUUGUUGCAACAAUACUAUUUGGUAUUUAUAAUACAUAUAUUUUAUCAACAUCGAAUAGAAAUAAAAGUGCUGAACAAGUCGAUCAAGAUUUUUUAUUUCUAACUGUUACAAGUUUAUUAGGUCUUUUUAAUUUUGGAGGAAGUUUUUAUGUAUUUCUUGCUGCUUCAAGUCGUUUUCGUCAAACAGUUCGCCAACGAUUAUGUUGUUGCUAUGGAAAGACAAAUAAAAUUAAUCCUAAUACAAUAUUUACAAUAAGAGAAACAAAUUGUGCAUUAAAAAUUAUUUGA